CACUAUGGUGCAUUAGCGGCACAGAUUACCUCAACCAGCAUAGUCAGGAGAUCUCCAUAGUCAGUGUCACUCCUCAGUCCUCCGGCGUCUCUCGUGCACCCUAGGCCAUGGCGGCGGCGGCGGCUACGCUUCCUGUAGCCAAGAAGAGACCGAAUCUGGAGGAAAUCGAUCUGAUUAGCUCUCUCCCCGGUGAGAUCCUCAGCAUAAUCAUAUCUCUCCUCCCCAUCGACGACGCCGUGCGCACCACAUCCCUCUCCCGCCGCUGGCGUCCACUAUGGCGCUCCUCCCCGCUCAACCUCGACAUCCUCCACAUCGACGGAUGCGGCCGCGACCGCGUCGCCGCCGUGUCCAAGAUCUUCUCCGACCACCCCGGCCCCGCUCGCCGCUUCUUAACCAACUGCGUCCAAAUCCCCGACCCCGACGGCUGGCUGAGGUCGCCGGCUCUCCGAAAUCUCCAGGAGAUCGACUUCUGUCUCUCUCAUUGGGACGCUCCGAUGCCGCUGUCCAUCCUCCGCUUCGCGCCGACCCUACGCGUGGCGACGUUCGGCAGUUGCAGGUUCUUUGAGGAGGACGCGCCGCCGUCGUUUAACUUCCCUUGCCUUGAGAAGCUCACCAUGACAUUCCUUUCCGUCCGGGAAGACACCCUCGACGUCCUGCUCGCUGGCUGCCCUGUCCUCGAGAGCUUGAUGCUGGAAAGCUGCGGGGGCUUCUGCCACCUGCUCAUCAAUUCAGCAACUCUUCGGAGAAUCGGCAUCCGUGACCCUCCGAAGCCCUAUCAACUAGUCAUAGAAAAUGCCCCCAGACUAGAAAGAUUGAUCAGAGUUCAUCUUCAUCCAGAGUCAACCAUCCGGCUAAUCAAGGCACCCAAACUUGAGAUCUUAGGCUCCAUGACAGACGACUUCGCUAAGCUCAAGCUUGGAUCUACAAUUUCCCAGGGAAUGGCUGCUGCCAACUUGACAGCACUGACGCGCAGCGUCAAGGUUUUGCAUCUCGCGUCUAGGGGCCCUAAUCUUGAUGCAGCUAUACUCUUCAUCAAACAAUUUCCUUGCUUGGAGAAGCUCUGCAUCACAUCAUGUCCAGGAAAUGAUAUGGAGAAUGUGCAUCAUCUUAAUCCACAAGAUCCUAUUGAAUGCCUCAAUCAUCUCAGAGAAGUAGAGUUAAAUUUUUAUGUCGGCACCAGAUCAGAUGUUAACUUUGCUAAGUUCUUUCUCCUGAAUGGUAAAGUUCUCAAGUUAAUGAGAUUUGGUGUCAAGGACCAAUGUACUGAGGAAUGGAUAGCUGACCAACACAGUCAGCUGCAGGUUGACAGUAGGCCUUCUCCAAAUGCUCAACUUGAAUUUGAAGCAGCUCAUGAUCCUGAUUAUUUUGUUCUCGACUGAUCCCUCCAGUUGACCUUGUGAAAAUUAUGGACAAGGUUGACUAGAUUAUUGUCCCCCCUCAGCUUUUGUGGCAUGUCUUGUCACUGCAAAACUGGAAACUCUGCACUUUGGACCUGUGUGUAACGCUUUAGAGAUUUCCAUGCUACCGUCAUGUUAUCGAGAUGCGUCAUGUGUUUGGCAUACUAAACUAUGAUUGAUCGCAGCCUAGUUGUUCACUUUGAUUCAGCAAUUAAUGUAUGGCUUUUAAAUCUUGAUUUGUUUGGAGGAGCAGAAUAUUAGAUUCUUCCAAAUAGAUUUAACAUCUGACUUGAUGAAGCGCCGCUCUCUUGCAUAGUAUUUUUUCGUUGUGAGAAGCAUAGCCUAUGAUUUCAGUACUGUAACAAGGUGGAGUAAAUGCUAACAUAGUUAUCACAAUUGGUGGAUUUUUUUUUUUAAAUCCCUGUUUGCUCCUUAGUGAUUUGGGAUAUCAAAUCUACUACGGAGUACUUGAUUGUUCUAGUACUUGGCCCAUGAUGCUCAAAGGGAAGGCCUCAUGGGAUGUAUACGUUUGUUGAUAUAUCCCAUUCCCAAUUACACCAGCUUACUAGCCUGAGAAAUAUGCUUUGUACAUCAAAUUGUGUGGGCAUGCUUGUAUA
This is a messenger RNA of Lolium perenne, 2014 nucleotides long. Its product is annotated as F-box protein At5g03100. Lineage: Eukaryota; Viridiplantae; Streptophyta; Magnoliopsida; Poales; Poaceae. Gene Ontology annotation, molecular function: protein binding. The record is from RefSeq and is a predicted model, not a curated record.